ACUUCCAAAAUUUCUCCCAGACAGACAUGCGCUCCUCAAUCUAUCUCCUGCCGGCACUCGCUGUUGCCUUCGCCCAUGCCAACAUUGGCGAUCCGGCCAAGCCAUCCUCCGAACUUUCCCCUCGCUGGGACAGCUCUCAAGUCGACGUGGUCUUCUGGAUCAAAGCCUUCAUCCCGAAAGACGUCGCGGACGUCACCCACCCUUGGCCCAAACAUCCGGGCGAGACCAUGCUCAGCGGUCUCUGGCAAUGGCUCGAAUGGCUCCCCAAAUCCGGCGGCUGCUUCGCCACCGACCAGCGCACCUUUGCCAGCUCCGUCACCGCCUCCGCACGCAUGCAUUCCCAAGCUUCCGUGAGCAUCAGCGCGAAGAAGUACACCUGGUCGCACAUCCACCGCUGCGGACAAACGCUCAAAGUCGACUGCGACGAUGGCAAGGUCAAGAAGCGCGGCACGGCGAGCACGAAGGACAUGAAGUUCACGCUCAAAUCAGGGUCGACGAAGAAGGUCGUGUUGAACUACGUGGGCAAGGCCAACAAUCCGCUGGUCAUCGCGCCGAACAUCGAUGUCGUGGGGACAUUGACUAUCGACCGCGUCAAGAAGUUGGUCAAAUUUGAAGGCAAGGUCGACGAGUUCCCUGCUUUUGAGGCGUAUGCUACGCUGAAUGGGUUUGGACCGUACUUGGUCGCGAAGAUUGGGCCGAAGAAGGGUGGUGGACCGGAGAGUCUGAAGGGCGGUGCCAAUCGGAAGUUUGCUGGGACGAUUUACAUUUGA
Messenger RNA from Zymoseptoria tritici IPO323, 770 nucleotides. RefSeq lists its product as uncharacterized. The coding region runs from base 27 to 770 and encodes 247 amino acids. NCBI's taxonomy places the organism in Eukaryota, Fungi, Ascomycota, Dothideomycetes, Mycosphaerellales, Mycosphaerellaceae. The transcript has a single exon. The record is from RefSeq and is a predicted model, not a curated record.